AUGGGCGAGGGCGAGGACGAGGCUGAGAGCUCGAGCUCCGGCGCGGCCGCGGUCGAACCCAAGGAUCCGAGAACGAUCGCUCGCAAAUAUCAGCUGGAUCUUUGCAAGAGGGCAGUCGAUGAGAACAUCGUGGUGUACCUUGGAACAGGAUGUGGGAAGACACACAUUGCCGUGUUACUCAUGUAUGAGCUUGGACACCUCAUCCGCAAACCCAGCCACGAGGUCUGCGUCUUCCUCGCACCGACCAUACCCCUUGUCCGUCAGCAAGCAAUGGUGAUUGCGGAUUCCACUAAUUUUAAAGUUCAACGUUACUAUGGAAGUGGUAAAAACUCUAGAGAUCACCAGGCAUGGGAGAAAGAGAUGCGAGAAUACGAGGUCCUUGUAAUGACUCCCCAAAUAUUAUUGCACAAUUUGCGUCAUUGUUUCAUCAAGAUGGACUUAAUUGCACUUUUGAUAUUUGAUGAAUGCCAUCAUGCACAAGCACAAAAAAGGCAUCCAUAUGCACAAAUUAUGAAGGAAUUCUACAAUAACGCUGAUAAACAUCCUCGUGUUUUUGGCAUGACUGCUUCACCGAUUAUUGGAAAAGGUGGUUCUAACAAGCUUACCUACACUAAAUGUAUCAACAGUCUCGAGGAAUUACUUAAUGCAAAGGUUUGUUCAGUUGAUAAUGUAGAACUUGAAAGUGUGAUUGCUUCUCCUAAGAUUGAAGUGUACUUUUAUGGCCCAGUUGGUCACUCUAACUUGAUUACGACUUACAUCAAUGAGCUUGAUGGCUAUAAGUCUCAGUCUGAAUACAUGUUAAGAGAGAGUGCAUGCAAUUUCAAGGAGUCACAGAAGAAACUGAAGUCGUUAUGGAGGUUGCAUGAAAAUUUGAUUUUCUGUUUGCAAGAAGUUGGUCUCUUUGGAGCCCUCCAAGCUGCAAGGACCUUUUUCUCUCCCAGUAGUGUUAGUCUAGAUGGAAAGGGGGUUGACAUUAAUGACUAUGUAAACAAAGCAACGUCUCUUCUAAGCCGCGGCAUCUUAGAAGGUGCGGAUGCUGAUUCAUUUGACCUAGAGACAAUAGAAGAACCUUUCUUCUCAAAAAAAUUUGCAGUUCUUAUUGACGUUCUAUCGAGAUACAGAGUAGUAGCACAUAUUCUCCAAAAUCUGAAGUGCCUUGAUUUUUGGAAAUGUGAGUUUCUUGUGGGAUGCCACUCGGGAUUAAGGAACAUGUCAAGGGACAAGAUGGGUUCUAUCAUUGAAAAGUUCUCUUCGGGUGAGGUGAACCUUUUGGUCGCUACUAGUGUAGGUGAGGAGGGACUUGACAUUCAGACUUGCUGCCUUGUUGUGCGGUUUGAUCUCCCUGAAACUGUUAAUAGCUUUAUCCAGUCAAGGGGACGUGCCCGGAUGAGUAAAUCUAAAUAUGUUUUUCUCCUGGAGAGGGGAAAUCAGUCUCAGGAGAAGUUACUUGAUGAUUAUAUUACUGGUGAAAGCAUUAUGGAUAAAGAGAUUAACUUGAGAACAUCAAAUGAUAUGUUCGAUUGCCUUGAGGAGAACAUCUAUCGAGUCAAUGAUACUGGCGCUUCCAUUAGCACUGCUUGCAGUGUAUCUCUAUUACAUCGCUACUGUGAUAACCUUCCUAGAGAUAUGUUUUUUGUUCCUUCCCCAUCAUUCUUCUUUGUCGAUGACAUUGAUGGAAUAGUUUGCAGACUAAUUCUUCCACCAAAUGCUGCUUUCCGUCAAGUGAAUGGUCAACCCUGUCCAUCGAAAGAUGAAGCUAAGAGAGAUGCAUGCUUGAAAGCAUGCAUUAAACUUCAUGAACUCGGUGCUUUGACAGAUUUUCUUCUACCUGGCCAAGGCUCUAGAAAGAUGAAGGUAUCAACAACAAAUAUUUCAGAAAGCAACAAAGAUGAGGAUGAAAGUUUUAGGGAAGAGCUUCAUGAGAUGUUAAUCCCUUCAGUUCUGAGACCUUCAAGAUGCAAACUAGAUUGCUCAUUGAAGUUGCAUUUCUAUUACAUAGAAUUUAUUCCCAAACCAGCAGAUAGACGAUAUCAGAUGUUUGGUCUUUUUGUGAUCAAUCGCCUUCCAGAGGAAUCUGAAAAGUUGGAUGUUGAAUUGCAUCUUGCUCAUGCGAGGAUUGUGAAAGCAGGAAUUAAAUAUUUGGGAAAGAUUGAGUUUAACAAAGAAGAGAUGAUACUCGCACACAAUUUUCAAGAAAUGUUUUUGAAAGUUCUCCUGGACAGAUCCGAGUUCACUUCAUCUUAUAUUUUGUUGGGGAAUGAUGCUGCAUUGGACAUGGAUUCAACAUUUUACCUUUUACUUCCCAUCAAGCAGAAAUUCUAUGGUGAUAAUAUGAUUGAUUGGCCAACAAUAAAGAAGUGUUUAUCGUCACCUGCAUUUCAAGAUCCAAUGGGUUUGUCUCUGCCUGAUUCAUGUUUGCCAAAUGAGUCUUUGAAGCUUCUUGGUGGAACGUACAAGAAAGCUGAUGUCAUUGGCAGUUUGGUAUAUACUCCCCACACCGACCUGUUUUUCUUCGUUGACUCCAUUCUGGAUGGAACAAAUGCUAAAAGUGAGUUGAACGGUGCAACUUAUGCAGAACAUUUUAAGGAAAGGUUACAUAUCGAGCUUUCCCAUCCUGAGCAGCCAGCCACUUUUGAAAGCUAA
This is a messenger RNA of Miscanthus lutarioriparius, 2643 nucleotides long. Lineage: Eukaryota; Viridiplantae; Streptophyta; Magnoliopsida; Poales; Poaceae. The record is from the annotation of a GenBank genome assembly.